Molecule: messenger RNA, 1251 nt
Organism: Gilbertella persicaria
Lineage: Eukaryota; Fungi; Mucoromycota; Mucoromycetes; Mucorales; Choanephoraceae
Exons: 4
Coding region: 1-1251 (416 amino acids)
Source: RefSeq, a predicted model, not a curated record
AUGGGUCUUAUUCAACUGAAGCAGAUGCAACCACUUGCACCUUCACACCAAACCAAUACACAAAAACAAGCGCCGUUGUUACUCGAUACAGAAGCAUAUAAGAAACGAUUUGAGUCGAUUGUCAAGAAGAAAACAACCAAAGUAGACAAGUCUCAACUAGUUGUUCCUGUACUUCCUUCCAUCCAGCAACAAAAUGCUUAUGAACUAUUGAUUGAGGAGAACGGUCGAUUCAAAAAGAUUGUUGGCAAUCCAACUGUGAAAAGUGUGAUUGAGAUGUUUUCUUAUCAUCCUACUGAAACUGGCUUGGAAGCAACAGGAAAACUUUCCGUUUUAUCCAAGUUUUUUACUCGAAUUCAAGAAAGUGAUAUCAAUUUCGAUACAGCCAUCGUAUGCGCUGACAAAGAUUCUGAAACUAUGUUGUAUGAGCGUCUUAUUGAGUCAAGCCUGGGACUCAACAUAAGAGAACUUAGCUCUUUUGCUUCUCUUAAAGACAUACACGGUGUCAUUGUCAAGCACAGAAAAAAGGAUAAGCCAAAUGAUAUUAUCACUCGUACAGAUGUUGAUCUUGUCGUCAUGUAUGAACCCGCUUUGAACUCUUCUCCUGAUAUUUCUCAAUUUAAAGGGGCUACUUUUGAUUCUCCUAGCGUGAUUCGUCUUACGACAGCCAACUCACCUGAGAUCAGGUUCUCUGAAGAAGACAUAGAAGUAUGGAAUACAAUGUUAGCAAACAGUAUAUUUGAAUGGGCAAAGAAAAAGGAAAAAACGCCAUAUGAACUUGCUUAUUCACCUCAUACCCUUUCUGUCUAUAAAAUAGGCAAGAAAAUAGGAUAUCCAUCAAAACCGAAUCCUCAUACUUCUACUAUGUCAACACCUAUAGCCAUUCCAAAACAAAAAGCUGAAGAACAAAAGCAACAACAAAGACAGAAGCAACAGGCGAAGAGGAAUAAUAAAAAGACACUAGAGACAGCACAGGCAUUUUCAGAGCGAUCACAGGCUCAGCAACAACAAGAACAACCAGCCCAACAAAAGCGCAAAAUAUCACUACCACCACCACCAUCACCACCAUCAUCCUCUUCAAAGAAACAAAAGACGUCUCAAAGCCAACAUGAACAAGAGCAAGGUACUAAAAUAGAGACCAAGGACACAUCUGAACCAAUUUCAAGUGGACCAUUACCAGACUUGAAUUCCAUAUUUCAAAAUGCACUUGAUCAGUUUGAAAAGGAUUUGAACAGUAUCAAGAUCAAGCUUUGA